UUGAAGGGAAACGCAGACACGGGAAAUGCGCACAAUUGAAAAAAAAAGUUUGUGGAAAAGUUAUAAUUUAUAAAGCUAAAAAACUAUUGAAAAUGGCAAGUUUUACUUACAAAGAAGUCAAAGGCGACUUAUUCAGUUGCAAGAGUGACUAUUCCAUGUGCCAUUGUGUGGCCGCAGAUUUGCGUAUGGGCAAAGGCAUAGCUAUAAAGUUUCGCAACAAAUUUGGGCAAUUGCUGAACUUGCAGAAUCAGAAUGUUCAGCCCGGGGGCGUGGCCAUCAUUCAGGAUCAGCAGCGUUAUAUAUACUAUCUGAUAACGAAGAAAUACAGUUGGGGAAAGCCUAGCUAUGAACUCCUUCACAACUCCUUGAUUGCAAUGCGACAGCAUAUGAUCUCCCACCAAGUCGCCAAGUUAGCCAUGCCCCGCAUAGGAUGCCGUUUAGAUGGCCUAAAAUGGCAAAAAGUAAAGGAACUCGUCUGCACGGUUUUCCAAUCCGAUGCAGUGGAACUGGUUGUUUAUAAUUUUAAAGCUCAGAAGUAAAUGGCACAAAAUAUGCAUAAAUAUUCCAUUAUUUGUUCUGCGGUGGAACAAAGUUGUAGACCACAAUCUCCAGCGGUUCCUGGCCAAAAACGUACUCUAGAACUCCACUGACUUUGUCCCACUCCAAGCCAUCGAUGCCGCAGCCUAUUCGUGGUAUAGCCAGCUUAUCCACGUUGUUAUGGCGCUAAUAUAAGAUAUAGGUUGAUUAUUAUAGUGUCGAUAUAGGGCUCUGUAUUUAAAUUCUCAACAAAUAGCAGAAUGAAAAUAUCUUGCUAAAUAGCCUGAACAUGUACAUAUAUCUACUAAGAACUGGAAAGAUGAAAUGAAAAAUUGCUUAAGCACGAUUUUAAACAUUUGCUAGUUGCUUUAUAAUAAAGUUGGAAUUCACCACAGAA
Drosophila rhopaloa is the source of this 934-nucleotide messenger RNA. RefSeq names its product ADP-ribose glycohydrolase OARD1 (gene Targ3). Lineage: Eukaryota; Metazoa; Arthropoda; Insecta; Diptera; Drosophilidae. The transcript is spliced from 3 exons. The record is from RefSeq and is a predicted model, not a curated record. Gene Ontology annotation, biological process: peptidyl-glutamate ADP-deribosylation. Bases 93 to 539 code for a protein of 148 amino acids.